AUGAGGCCUGACCUCUUCACUGUCGUCCGUCUUCGCGCCGAGGUUGCGCACGCUGCGCAAUGCUUCCGCCUCACGGUCAUUGAGCUCAAGUCGCUUGACGCAGCGCCCGACGUGGCGUUUGACGCGCUCGACGAGCUCGACGGCGCUCACAGGCUCGAGAUUCUCUGGUACGAGGCGCCCUCGCCGCCCUCAACGCCCGGCCGUCCCACCGAGCGCCCCCCACCGCCAAAGCCCACGAAGCCCACGAAGCCCACGAACCCCACGAAGCCCGCGAACCCCGCGAAGCUCGGCCCACCGCCUCACGCGACCCCCACCGGCACACUGGCUUUCCGUCUGUGGUCGCCGCUUGCAGCGGCGGAGGCCGUCGGCCACGUCGACCCGGAUGGCCUCAAAGGUCCACCUGGAGGGCCCCUCAAGCCUAGCCGGCCCAGCAAGCCGCUGCUGGUCGGCGCUGUCAACGUCUCUGAUACGGCGGCCUACGCGCGUGGUCGGGCCUGA
Cutaneotrichosporon cavernicola is the source of this 498-nucleotide messenger RNA. RefSeq lists its product as uncharacterized. The record is from RefSeq and is a predicted model, not a curated record. The transcript has a single exon. The coding region runs from base 1 to 498 and encodes 165 amino acids. Lineage: Eukaryota; Fungi; Basidiomycota; Tremellomycetes; Trichosporonales; Trichosporonaceae.